This is a messenger RNA of Haliotis rubra (blacklip abalone), 2596 nucleotides long. RefSeq lists its product as uncharacterized. The record is from RefSeq and is a predicted model, not a curated record. Bases 288 to 2033 code for a protein of 581 amino acids. Gene Ontology annotation, molecular function: metal ion binding; ubiquitin-protein transferase activity. The transcript has 3 exons. Gene Ontology annotation, biological process: positive regulation of DNA-templated transcription. Gene Ontology annotation, cellular component: chromatin; nucleoplasm. NCBI's taxonomy places the organism in Eukaryota, Metazoa, Mollusca, Gastropoda, Lepetellida, Haliotidae.
AAUUCCUUUGCCGUCGGGAAUGAACUUCCGGUAGUCUCAAGUUGAAUUCAGCAGAGAGGCAAACACACGCAGAGAAAGAUGGAUAAACAGAGUUAAUCUAUAAAUACCAUAAACAUGGAUAGCAGCAACAGUUCCUGGAACUAGAGCCCGCCUGGAACAGUCGCAGACUGACACAAAUCCACAGGCGCUGUUAUCGACCAGGAAACGUAAUGGCGGAGAUAUUACCCAACAGUUCUUCGACAGCCGUAUUCUUCGCUACCGGGAGACUAGGAGAUUAGGGGGACAUCAUGGCCGAGAGCGCCCCAUCUGUGAGUGACGGUCCUGACUGUGGGAGCGAACAACAUGUAUCGUCAGCCAACACAGUGACCCCCCUGAACACAGCAGCAGCCAGUCAACAUGCCCAGUCGCCCGUCUCCACAACCAACCGCCUUACCCCCACAACAAAGAAGAUCGGAGAGAAGUUUCUGACAUGUCCGAUUUGUUACGAGAUGUACAGUCAGCCUAAGUGCCUGCCAUGUCUCCACACCUUCUGCUGCCACUGUCUAGACUCCUACAUACAAUCCCAGAAUGCAUUUCGUGCAAGGAGGAAGCAAGGAUUUCCUUGCCCACUAUGCAACCAGUUUUACUUUAUUAAAAACUAUGAAAUGCCCUUAAGCCACUGGGUAGAAGGUAUACAGAAUAACUUCAUGGUUCAGAAUAUGAUAGAAUAUCUUCUUCCACAGGCUGGUGAUAAAGCUGAGAAUGUGUGUCCCCCUUCAGUUGACCCAUCUCCGGUCAGAACCUCUGUGCUGAAUCCAGACCAUGAAGAAGAUGGUUCCCCGGAGGUUCUCCCUGCUGGACCAAACCCAGACAAUGGAAGACACCAGGAAGAGGAUGCAGAGGAGAGCAGUACAGCUUCUCCGUCUCUUCAGGACCCGCCUCUGAGCCCAUUUGUUCUACAGAAUCAGCACCCUUCGCGGUACAGUCAUCGGCGUUCGCUCAUAGAAACAGGUAGAAGUAUCGACCAUCUACGACACAGUUUUCCUUGUGGAGCCAUGACUCUUUCUUAUCCAACACCUGAGUUUUAUUCUGAAGCUAACUUGCAAGUCAACCUUAACCCUCUGUGCACUACGAAGAGUCACAGUUCUAAUGACUUAAACCGUCAUGAGAUGCCUGCCUAUUUUGUUGAUUCCGACAUGAUGGAAAGGGUUGGUUUUUACAGAACGUCAGUAGACAGACAGUUUUCAGAUGUAUGUUGUCUAUCAAAUUCAAAUACAAUCGUUAUCACAGACUAUAACAACAACCACGUCCUUCUCUGGGAGGGCUUCUUCCAAGGAUGUAAAACCUACACAAAGGUCAAGGUCGAUGGGAAGCCGACAUCUGUAGCUCCGCUGGACGAAUCUCUAGAGGACUGUGUUGUGGUCAACCUUCUAAAUAAGGGAAAGAUAGUCUUCAUUUCAAUCCCGGAACUGUACUUCUUGCGCAUCAUUGACACUGAGGUCAACAUUCGUAGCGUGGCGAUGUUGGCCACCAACACCCUCCUCACCGGAAGUUCAAUCAGGCCCGCUAGAAUCGACAUGGUACAAGUUGACAAUCGUUUCCAACUGACCAGACGACACUGUUUGCUGGAGAACAGCCAGCAGUGCUGGGCCAUCUGCACGCCCAAUCACAUGUGUGGUGUGUCAACUGACACGUUUGUCGUCGCUGAUACUCUGCAGAGAAGUCUGGUCGGGUAUGACAUCAAGACUAGGAACGGCAGGAAGGUCGGGGAGAAGAGCUUUUCCUUUACACCUUCAGGUGACCGGAAGUUCGUCAGUCUUGGUGGAUUGUGUUGUCAAAGGUCUUCCGGGAGCAUCUACGUGGUCGACCAGGACGCCAAUGCGGUGUAUCGAGUACAAGUGGGGACCAGCAUUAGGUGUGAAAAAGUGCUUAGUGAGAAGAAUGGUAUCAAGAAGCCAGCGUCUGUUUGUUUAAGUCUGCGCGACGAGUUGUGUGUGGUUGACUGGGGAGGUGGUAUCUCUGUUUUCAAACCCAAAUGUGUGGCCAAAGCAUAGUCUGUGUGGAGAUAUAGAUUGAUCCAUAUUGACCUGAAGAGGACAGAUUGUGUGGCUGUGAACGUCCGGGACUGUUUCAGUGGGGUGUGGGGGGAUUGUGUGAAGAUGAUUGACUGUGUUGGGUGUGAAUAUGAUUGACUGUGUUGGUGUAAGAAGAUGAUUGACUAUGUUGGUGUAAAGAUGUAUUGAUGAUUGACUAUGUUGGUGUGAAGAUGAUUGACUGUGUUGGUGUAAAGAUGAUUGACUGUGUUGGUGUGAAGAUGAUUGACUGUUGGUGUGAAGAUGAUUGGCUAUGUUGGUGUGAAGAUGAUUGACUAUGUUGGUGUGAAGAUGAUUGACUGUGUUGGUUGGUGAAGAUGAUUGACUGUGUUGGUGUGAAGAUGAUUGACUGUGUUGUGUGAAGAUGAUUGACUGUGUUGAUGUAAAGAUGAUUGACUGUGUUGGUGUGAAGAUGAUUGACUGUGUUGGUGUGAAGAUGAUUGACUAUGUUGGUGUGAAGAUGAUUCACUUUGUGGUGUGAAGAAGGUUGACUGUGGGCGUAAAGAUGAUGAAUGUUUGGGUGU